Sinocyclocheilus anshuiensis is the source of this 1380-nucleotide messenger RNA. RefSeq names its product rab-like protein 2A. The transcript is spliced from 8 exons. The record is from RefSeq and is a predicted model, not a curated record. Bases 440 to 1102 code for a protein of 220 amino acids. Gene Ontology annotation, molecular function: GTP binding; GTPase activity. Lineage: Eukaryota; Metazoa; Chordata; Actinopteri; Cypriniformes; Cyprinidae.
UUUCCAGCAGGCCCUUUAUGGGUCCUGGCGUUGCUUAGAGACGCGUUGUUGUCGUGCAUCUUCACAGUGAAUUUUCUGGAACCAAACCGAGAAUUUUCACCACAAAAUAGCGAUGUUUGUCUCGUCUGUAAUCCAGCCGUGAAUGCGAACAAACGUACGACGAGUCUUAAAUACAUCUGCACCGGAUUGUUAGACAAUAUUCUGCCGUAAAUAUUGAUUUAGAUAGCUUGGGUUACAAACACGCUAAUCUGCUAACUAAUUAGCCAGCUAGCCAAAGCGAGAUUCGGACACGGUCGGCGUAUCUUUGGAAAAAUAAAGUUUAUUAUUCGCUUUACGGCUUGUAAAGAUGAAAUAAAUGGCAUCUAUAGAGUUGUUCGAGCGCGUGUGAUGGAGUAAAGCAGCAGUGUUUCGGCUGUCAUCAUCAUCUGCUGGUCUCGCAAUGGACGCAGGAGGCAUUUCUGAUCUGGACCUGGAGAAAUAUGACGCUGAUGAGCAAGUCAAGAUCAUCUGCCUCGGAGACAGCGCUGUGGGCAAAUCCAAGCUUAUGGAGAGAUUCCUUAUGGACGGAUAUCGGCCUCAGCAGCUCUCCACAUACGCUCUGACUCUGUACAAGUACACCACCACCAUCAAUGGACAAACUGUCCUGGUUGAUUUCUGGGAUACUGCAGGGCAGGAACGUUUUCGAAGCAUGCACCCGUCUUACUACCAUAAAGCUCAUGCCUGCGUCAUGGUGUUUGAUGUCCAGAGGAAAAUCACAUAUAAGAAUCUCCCAAAUUGGUACAAAGAACUGCGGGAGUACCGUCCAGAGAUUCCCUGUCUGGUGGUCGCUAACAAGAUCGAUGCUGACAUUAAGGUCACCCAGAAGAGUUUCAACUUCGCUAAGAAACAAGGUCUGCCCUUUUACUUUGUAUCUGCUGCUGAUGGGACCAAUGUGGUCAAGGUGUUUAAAGAUGCCAUUCAGAUGGCUCUGUCCUACAAGAAGAACUCCAGUGACUUUAUGGAUGAAGUCAUGAGGGAGCUAGAGAACUUUGAUUUAGAGAGUAAAGAAGAAUCAUCUGAUAAAGAAGAGGAGACACAAGAGGGAAAACCAGACUCGGCGUGACCAUGUCAAAUUCUUCAUCCUCUUCUUUCCUCAUUCUCUGUCUCCGCUGCUUCUGCAGUUGUACUGAUGAGCUCUUCAGAUCACGGCUGUCCUCUCACCGUCCUGAGCAGCAGAACUCUACCUCACACCACUCAAAGUGUGUGUCUGUUCUUGGAAUAAAUUAUGCUUCUGUGAAUGUACAGCUGGCAUUAUCAGAUGAUUGACAUGAUAAUGGAAUACAAUGCACUCUGAACUUUGAUUUGAUACAAAUUGUGCAGCAUGCAUAUUUAGUAAAAAAA